UCUUCACACCUCUCCUUCUCCCUUUUCAAUUUUCUAUUGUAGACAGCUCCGACCCUCUUGAAGGUGCUGAUGAUUAAGGACCAGAGUCAGACUCAGAUAAUGAUGAUGAGGUGGCUCAUGACCGUGUACUAGUCCCCUACUGCAAUCACAUUCCAGACGGCAAUUGGAUGGUCGACAGCGACAUGGAACCGCCGGAGGUUCCAAUAUGGGGUCCACUCACUAGGUCUAUGAAAUUUGGCUCGAAGAAGGAGGUGCGGCAUGUCAUUGAUAAUGAAGCAAUGACUCGGCAUUUUGAAUGGCACACUACUCAUUCCAACACGAAAAGGCUCAUAUUCAGAUGUCGUAAUCAUAACGAGGGAUGCAAUGUUAGGAUUCGGGCCAUCAACAGCAAGAGACACGGCCAUUGGGUCAUAUCUCGUGCGUUGAACACACACACAUGUGUGUCAUCCAUAACAUCCCAAGGCCAUCCGCAGUUGAAUUCCAGGGUGGUUGUUGCGGCUAUCAAGCAUCUAAUUGAGAAAGAUCCUGACCUGAAGGUGAAAGUCAUAAUCGCUGACAUUGCAAGUCGUUAUGGUUAUAUGAUUAACUAUAAGAAGGCAUGGCAUGGAAAGCAGAAAGCUCUGGCCGCAGUAUAUGGUGAUUGGGAAGAAUCAUACGCAUUCCUCCCCAUGUUGAUUUUGGCACUGGAGGCGCUAACCCUAGCACUGUUUUCUCCCCUCGAUACCAAGAUGAAGAGGUACAACCGCCAGAGCCAGGUAACAAACGCCAUUUCAGACGACUAUUUUGAGCAUUCAAGCCAUCUAUUGAUGGUUUUGGCUUCGGUGUCCCUGUGAUCCAAGUGGAUGGUACAUUCCUUACCGGAGUCGAGCGGGGGACAUCGGCGCUCAUAAAGUGAGGGGUAGGAG
Molecule: messenger RNA, 905 nt
Organism: Linum trigynum
Lineage: Eukaryota; Viridiplantae; Streptophyta; Magnoliopsida; Malpighiales; Linaceae
Source: the annotation of a GenBank genome assembly